AUGAGUGCGAAUACUGUUUUCGUUACAGAUUUAACUUUUUCGGAAGCGGAUAUCGCAAAAGCUAAUACACCCAUUAAUGAAGAGAAGCAAUGUGUUUUUCCAGCUAAAAAUUCUGAAUCUGGAGAAAGGUAUUUUGUUACAUUUAUCAAGGAUGGGUUACCAGAAAACACAAAGAUCUGGGCGUAUCUUACAUCUCUAAUGAACAUUGAUUUCAUUUCGUUGCUCCCAAUUGUUGGUUUUUCACAUCCUGAAACAUCAAAUUUCACUUACCCAGCAAUAUUCCAGAAAAAUCAAGGAUUUCCAACACUUCUCGAUAUCCUUCAGAAAGGUGAAGUUAAAUUUACCCCAGAGCAAAAGAGAUCCAUCGCGGUCUCAACAGCCUCAGCUAUUCGCUUCCUCCAUAACUCCAAAAUCGUUCAUAACAACUUAUACUUAGACAACGUGUUAGUUACUCCAGAAGGAACUUCCUUUGUAUCAGGCUACGGCAUUCCUUACUCGCAAAACACCGUAACUACGAUCAGACCAGAGUUCUGGAACCCACCAGAGCAAGCACCAAGCAAUGAAGGCGAUAUUUUCGAUCUCGGCUUGAUCUUCAAGGCCAUAUUUACAGAAAAAGUUCCAACAGAUAUUUCGAUUCCAGAGGACGCUCCAGAAGCAUUAAAAGCCAUCCUUGAAGGAUGCUUCACAGAAAUCAAAGGAAAUCGUAUUACAGAGGACUCUCUUAUCACAGCUUUGUUUUCCGAAAACGAAAUCUUCGGACCAAAGGAUUACGCCAACAGAGACAAGCUUACUCCAUUCGCCGCAAAGCAAAUCAACAUCAACGUCUACGCUGUACCAUCAAAAGUCCGUUUCUUCCAACUUUGUAAAUUUGCCGAAUCCGGAAACGCGGCAGCGAUGAACAAAGUUGGUCUACAAUUCGAGAAGGGCAUAGACUGUGAUCGUGACGAUGCUCAAUCCCUCAAUUUCUUCAACAUGGCCGCAGAUAAAGGAUCAAUCGAAGCUUUGUGCAACUUAGGCAGAAUCUACUUCGAAGGAAACAAUCGCUUUGCACCACAGAGUAUACCAAACGCCAUUUCUUUCUACGAUUGCGCUGGUGCUCACGGUGAAAUGAACCGCGAUAACAAAGAAAUGGUCGAAAAAGCCGGUAACGCUCUUCUCCGUGCCGCAGAGAUCAUGAAUACCAACGCUGCUCUAGAUGACAUCAACGACAGCGCGAUCCAAUUUUAUGAACGCGCUGCAUCACUCGGAAACACCGAAGCAGCACUCAAAGUUGGUCGAUUCCUGUUCAAGCAUAUCAAUGAUAUGGCGCAGAGACAAAGAACAGGCGAUUUCCUCCGUCGCGCUGCAGAAGCCGGUUCCGCACCCGCCCAAAACGAAUACGCGAGAUAUCUCGAGAAAAUCCUCAAAGACGAAGACGACGCACUCAGGUUCUACAUGUUGGCAGCUGACCAGGGCCAUGAAUUGGCACUUUUCAACGCUGGCAGAAUUCUGAUGAAGAAAAAAGGUGACACUGAUGCUAUUUCCCGUGGUAUUGAGUACAUGCGACUUGCUGCAGAGAAGAACAACUCAUUAGCCAUGUUGAAGCUCGGCCAACUACUUCUCAGCGGCAAACUCGUUGAGAGAAAUGCAGAAGAAGGUUUCCAACUGAUCAAAAGUUCCGUUGAACUGAAAAACGCUUUGGCACUGAAUGAUCUCGGUGAAUGCUAUCUCUACGGCAACGGCUGCCAGCAGAACAUCACUGAGGCAAGGCGUUACUUCGAACAGGCCGCCAACUGCAGGAUUCCUCGCGGCUGCACAAACUACGGACACAUGCUGAUCCAGGAAGGUCCAAUGAGAUACAAAGAGGCAUUCGCUGUCUACAGAUUGGCCGCAGAAAUGAAUGAUCCAAUCGGAAUGAUCUGCUGCGGACAAUUACUCGAGUCUGGUUUCGGUGGUGCUGAAGAACCAAGAUACGCACAGGCUUCUUCUUACUACCAGAGAGCUGCAGCACUCGGAAACAGCUACGCAUACUCAAACCUCGGAAGAAUGUAUCAGAAUGGAAAAGGCGUAACUCAGGAUUCUAAACUUGCUGUGAAAAUGUUCAGAAGAGCCAUCGAAUUAGGAAACACAAACGCAAUGUUUAACUUAGGCGCGAUGUACGAGAAUGGUGCAGGAGUUCCUCAAUCACAGGCAGACGCAAACAAGUACUACUUCAUGGCUGCUGAACAAGGAAAUCCUCAGGCUUUGUACAAAUGCGCAACAAUUCUCGAGAAAACAGAGGAAACAGCUGAUAGAAUUAGAGCGGCAAAGAUGAGAAGAUUCGCUGAAAUCAAGAUGAGGUUGUUCAGCCUCCUUCCUGAUAACAUAUCAAUAGAAGAAGCAAUGGGACCUUUCACUGAAUAA
Molecule: messenger RNA, 2382 nt
Organism: Trichomonas vaginalis G3
Lineage: Eukaryota; Parabasalia; Trichomonadida; Trichomonadidae
Product: ERAD pathway
Exons: 1
Coding region: 1-2382 (793 amino acids)
Biological process (GO): protein phosphorylation
Molecular function (GO): ATP binding; protein kinase activity; protein binding
Source: RefSeq, a predicted model, not a curated record